AUGAGCAAGUUAAGGCAAGUCUUCGCCGGGAUCUCAGAUCCUGGCAACCACAAGAGAAACAAAAAACUCUUUCUUGCUCUGUUUUCCACCCUGCUCCUUGUUGCCGCCGCUGUCGGCAUCAUCGCCGGAGUGAACUCCCGCCAAAAAUCCUCUGAUAAUUUGAAUUUCUCCUCCCAUCCAUCCCAUGCUAUCGUCAAAUCUGCUUGUAGCUCAACCCUUUACCCUGAACUUUGCUUCUCUGCUAUCUCCUCCGAGCCCGGGUUCACCGAGAAAGUCUCUUCCCAACGCGACGUCAUCGAACUUUCCCUAAACAUAACAACCAGAGCCGUUGAGCACAAUUUCUUCACCGUCGAGAAGCUAAUCGCCAAAAGGAAGGGAAGCCUCACGGGAAGAGAGAAAACCGCUCUUCAUGACUGUUUGGAGACGAUCGACGAGACGCUCGACGAGCUUCACACAGCUUCAGAAGAUCUGAAUGUCUAUCCGAACAAGAAAACUCUGUAUCAGCACGCUGACGAUCUAAAGACUCUGAUAAGUGCCGCCAUUACCAACCAGGUCACCUGCCUUGACGGAUUCUCUCACGAAGGCGCUGAUAAGAAAGUGAGGAAAGCUCUAGAGGCAGGGCAGGUGCACGUGGAGCACAUGUGCAGCAAUGCUCUGGCGAUGAUUAAGAACAUGACGGACACAGAUGUGGCCAACUACGAGAGGAAGUUGGGGAUUACGAAGAGCAGGAGGCUGAUGUCGGCGACGUCGGAAGGCGGGGUUCAGUGGCCAGAGUGGAUGUCGGCGGCGGACAGGCAUUUGUUGCAGGCCACGAAUGUGAAGCCUAACGUCGUGGUAGCAGCUGACGGGAGCGGAGAUUUUAAGACGGUGGGGGAAGCUGUGGCUGCGGCGCCGGAAAAGAGUAAGAAUAGAUAUGUGAUUAAGAUCAAAGCAGGAGUUUACAGAGAGAACGUGGAAGUUUCAAAGAAGAAAACGAAUAUAAUGUUCUUAGGAGAUGGAAGAUCUAACACUAUCAUCACCGGAAGCCGGAAUGUUGUUGACGGAAGCACCACCUUCCAUUCCGCCACCGUUGCCGCAGUGGGAGAAAGAUUCCUAGCUCGCGACAUAACCUUUGAAAACACGGCCGGCCAUGCCAAGCACCAGGCCGUCGCCCUCCGGGUGGGUUCCGACUUCGCUGCCUUCUACCAGUGUGACUUCCUCGCCUUCCAGGACACCCUUUACGUCCACAAUAACCGCCAGUUCUUCAUCAACUGCCUCAUUGCCGGCACCGUCGACUUUAUCUUCGGCAACUCCGCCGCCGUGUUCCAAGACUGCGACAUCCACGCCCGACUCCCUGGCUCUGGCCAGAAGAACAUGGUCACCGCACAGGGACGGGUUGAUCCGAACCAGAACACCGGCAUUGUGAUCCAGAAGUGCCGUAUCGGAGCAACGAAGGACCUGGAACCAAAGAAGAAGGACUUCAAGACCUUCCUGGGGCGGCCAUGGAAGCAGUAUUCGAGGACGGUGAUAAUGCAGACGAGCAUAACUGACGUGAUCGAUCCGGUAGGAUGGCACGAGUGGAAUGGUGAUUUUGCUUUGGACACUCUGUUCUACGCCGAGUAUCAGAAUACUGGCGCCGGUGCGGGAACGGCGAAUAGAGUGAAGUGGAAGGGGUACAAGGUUAUAACAAGUGCUUCGGAGGCUCAACAGUUUACUGCCGCCAACUUUGUCGGUGGCUCUAACUGGUUGGCGUCCACUGGCUUUCCUUUCUCUCUUGGUCUCUAGGGCUUACAUCAUUAAUUAUUAUAAUUAUUUUAUUAUUGCAAUAUUUGUUAUGCAUGUUAGGAAAAAAUUGUCCUUUUAUGUAGGCGAAAAGGAAUUGGAUUUGUGCGGAAGAGGAGGUGUGAGUGUGUGAGGAAACAAAAUCGUGUGCUCCUAGCACAUGUGAAGAAGCAGAGGGUGCUUAAGAAAAUAAGAAGUUGAAAAAAAAAAAUAAUAAGGUGACCUUCUUAUUUGGCAUGAUUAAUGAAUGAAAAUAUGAGUGAUUUUGAUUGAACGUUGAGGGUUUAA
Neltuma alba is the source of this 2049-nucleotide messenger RNA. RefSeq names its product pectinesterase. The record is from RefSeq and is a predicted model, not a curated record. NCBI's taxonomy places the organism in Eukaryota, Viridiplantae, Streptophyta, Magnoliopsida, Fabales, Fabaceae. The transcript has 2 exons. Gene Ontology annotation, biological process: cell wall modification. Gene Ontology annotation, molecular function: pectinesterase activity; enzyme inhibitor activity. The coding region runs from base 1 to 1764 and encodes 587 amino acids.